Molecule: messenger RNA, 1445 nt
Organism: Plutella xylostella (diamondback moth)
Lineage: Eukaryota; Metazoa; Arthropoda; Insecta; Lepidoptera; Plutellidae
Gene: DCP2
Product: decapping mRNA 2
Biological process (GO): deadenylation-dependent decapping of nuclear-transcribed mRNA; nuclear-transcribed mRNA catabolic process, nonsense-mediated decay
Cellular component (GO): P-body; cytoplasm
Molecular function (GO): 5'-(N(7)-methylguanosine 5'-triphospho)-[mRNA] hydrolase activity; RNA binding; manganese ion binding
Source: RefSeq, a predicted model, not a curated record
CGAUAUUUUUGUUCAUUUUUGUUGACCAAAUGAAAGAAUUUUUCAGAAUCGCUUUUCGAGUUAUUUAUUUUAUUAAUUUCUUGAUUUGAGUGGCUGCUGGUUAUCUUCAACCAUGGAUCAAGCUGGAGGAAAUCCAGGAACCACAAUAAAACACUCGAUACCUAUUGAUAUUCUCGAUGAUUUGUGCAGUCGUUUUAUUAUCAACCUACCGCCAGAAGACCGCGGCAACCUGGUCCGCAUCUGUUUCCAAAUAGAGCUGGCGCACUGGUUCUACCUGGACUACUACUGCACGGACGAGGCGCACCGGCUGCACCCUUGUGGCAUCAGGGAGUUCGCUGCACACAUCUUUCAGCAUGUCCCAAACCUGCGCGAGCACGUGAAAGGCCUGGACGCGAUCCUCGACAACUGGCGCGAGUACAAGCUGACGGUGCCCACCUACGGGGCCAUCCUGCUGGACACGGACCUCACGCACGUGCUGCUCGUGCAGUCCUACUGGACCAGGGCCUCCUGGGGGUUCCCUAAGGGGAAGGUGAAUGAGGAUGAGGAGCCGUGGAAGUGCGCUGCCAGGGAGGUGCUAGAAGAGACGGGCUUCGACAUCAGCGGCAUGAUCAACAAGAACGAGUACAUCGAGGCCAUGAUCCACGAGCAGGUGGUGCGGCUCUACAUCAUCGGACACAUCCCGCGGGACACCCACUUCCAGCCACAGACUAGGAACGAGAUCAAGGCCUGCGAGUGGUUCCCUCUAGCCGACCUCCCGGCGAACAAGAAGGAUAUGACCCCGAAGGUUAAAAUGGGAGUCAGUCCAAACGCCUUCUUCAUGGUUCUGCCCUUCGUGAAGCGCAUGCGACGCUGGGUGUCGGAGAGGAGCAGCAAGACAUUCACGAAUAGCACGCGGAGAACCAGACACAAGUCCAUGGGAGAUAUAGAAGCGACAGCCACAACGUCCAAAGCCAAGCCGAAGCAAAUCUCGCAAGGACUGCAGAAUGAAAUCACAGAAUAUCAACAGAAUAACCCCGUGGUUCCCAAUGUUGUCCCCCCUAAUCCGCCUAACCCUAAGUUUAGUACCAAGAACAGUGUGUCGAAGACUCCGAAUAAUAACGGCACUCGCAAGGAGAGGAAACAUUCCAAGAGACAGCUGUUCACUCCUCAGAACGUGCACUCCAACAACUUCUCUCCCGUCAACAAGGAGAAGGCGAGCCCGGAAACGGAACCGGAAGAUCCGUUUUGGUCGUUCGUGGCGCCAUCUUGGGCCAACUUCAAGUUUGACAGGCGCGCCAUAUUGGAAUGCUUGACUUGAAAUUCCACGUUUAAAAUGAUCGGUUAAAUUUCUUCCGACUUCGGCAAAGAUGAUUGUUACAUUUGGUAAUUUCGUUUACUGUCGGACGUUGAUUUAAAUUUAUUAGUUGACUAAUAAAAUGACUAUUUAGAUUUACAAUGAGACUUUA